Dendroctonus ponderosae (mountain pine beetle) is the source of this 1450-nucleotide messenger RNA. RefSeq lists its product as uncharacterized. Bases 231 to 1346 code for a protein of 371 amino acids. The record is from RefSeq and is a predicted model, not a curated record. The transcript is spliced from 5 exons. Gene Ontology annotation, molecular function: protein binding. NCBI's taxonomy places the organism in Eukaryota, Metazoa, Arthropoda, Insecta, Coleoptera, Curculionidae.
CGUUUUUAUGUCCUUAAGAUUUAAAACAGAACAGAAACAGGCGCUUUGGCGGUUGCGGAUUCAUAUAAUUUAUAUUAUAAUCUCUUAUUUUUUGUAUUGUUUCUCUGUUAACAGAUUACCGGUAUAACACGAUAAUGUUUUGAUCUUCGUCAGAUAUGUGCCAGGAACAGGAUGGAGACUGACUAGGCUCGGAAAUUUCAGAUAUCUUGAGCACCUUAUGCAAAGCUUAAAUGAAGCAGAACUGUACACAUACCACACUUCCCAAAUUCUCGUUCAUUUUCAUGUUCCUAAUUAAUAUUCUUACAGAUUCUUCCAUUGGAAUGACUUCUAUCUCCCUUAUGUGCAGUUCCAAUUCCAAAGCAGUUCUUAUGGGAUAUCUGGAAGAUGAGUUAUCUGAAGUCAAAAAACUUUGCGAACAUGUUGUGGCCGGCACAAAGUUGGUUUCAUGUGUACGGACAAUGGUUCGCGUUGAAAUAAAAAAAACCGUACAUAAAACAAUCACUGUAUGUGCUCAAUUUCCAGAAGACUACCCAAACAGUCCUUUACUGUUUGAGCUUAAAAGUAAGACCUUAUCUGAUAAGCUGCUUGUUGGGUUAACACGAAUUUGCGAACAAGAAGGCAAGAAACUAUUAGGUAAAUCUCAAAUUCUACCCCUAUUAAAGUUUGUGCGUAAAUUUAUCGAUGAAAACUCCCUAAUUUGCUGCUAUGAUGAAAUAAACGCAUUGAAACUAAUCCUUAGUGGUAAGGAUCAACUGAAACUAAAGCAGAAAAGCUCUACCGUCGUAUUGAAGGUCUAUAAUGAAGAGUACUACUUGAUUGGACGGGUGAUGGUGCCAGAUAAUUACCCAUCGACUGCAGUUGAUAUACAACAGGUGGAAACGAAUUUUACAACUCCCUUUUACACGCACAUGAUUGCCCAGGCAAAAGAGAUUGCUCGGAGAUGUGUGGAAGCCCCGCUACACCCAAAGCCAAAUGCUGCACCUUUCGUGCCUAUUCCUUCGAUGGAAAAAACUCUGCUUUUCCUAAUAGACUGUGUAAAAAGACUUCCGUUUGAAGAGUGCCCGUUUUGUACGGAAAAAUGUUUUCCAUCUGACGCAAAGCUUUUAGAACGUGACCCAAACUCGCCAAAUCAUAUUGAACGAGUAUACUGUGGUCAUGUAUUCCACCAAGGAUGCCUGCUAGAGUUUAUGAAGCAGCCACCGUUUGGAAAUAAAAAAUGCGCUAAAUGUGGAGCCAAGCUCUAUCACUUUAAAUGGUCACAGAGCGACAAAAAGGCAGAAGCAAGAUGGGCACAUGAGCAAGCCAGAGAUAGGGAAUUGCAAGAAGUAUCUGAUUUUCUAAAAUGACAUAGUUUUGUGCAUUGUGAUAUUUGUAGUAAGUGACGAUGGUUUUCUGUUCUAAAUGUGAUAAUAUAAUUUGAUUUUGAAUAAAAUCAUAUUUAUAAACACUA